AUGGGCAAGGUCAAGUAUAUCCUCCUCGACUGCGACAACACCCUCUGCCAGUCUGAGCGUCUCGCCUUCGAAGCUUGUGCCGACCUCACCAACGAAGUCCUCGAGAAGUAUGGCAUCGAUGCCCGCUACACCACCGACUCUCUGCUCGAGGACUUCGUCGGCCACAACUUCCGUAACAUGCUCAUCGGCCUCCAGAAGAAGCACAACUUCUCCAUGGGCCAGGAGGAGGUCGACAAGUACGUCGACAUGGAGCUCGGCCGUGUCACGGCCAAGCUGAGCGAGAAGUGCGUCGAGUGCCCUGGUGUCACCGAGCAGCUCGAGUGGGCCAAGGCUCAAGGCUACCCCAUGUCCGUCGUCUCUACCUCCGCCAAGCCACGUGUCGUUGCCUCUCUCAAGAAGACCAACCUCAUGCGCUUCUUCACCGACGAGCACGUCUACUCGGCUGCCACGUCGCUCAACCCACCAUCCAGCAAGCCCGACCCCGCCAUCUACCUCCACGCCUGCAAGGAGCUCGGUGUCAAGCCAGAGGAGUGCUUGACCGUCGAGGACAGCAAGUCAGGAGCCACCGCCGGCAUGCGCGCAGGCAUCCCACUCAUUGCCUACGUCGGCAUCUACGGCCUCGAGGAGGGCAAGGCCAAGGAGGAGCAGAUGGCCAAGACGCUCACCGAGACUUGCAACGCCAAGGUCGUCAUGUACGACUGGAAGGAGUUCCCAGAGGCCGUCAAGAAGAUUGAGGCUUCUCUGUAA
Messenger RNA from Zasmidium cellare ATCC 36951, 747 nucleotides. RefSeq lists its product as uncharacterized. NCBI's taxonomy places the organism in Eukaryota, Fungi, Ascomycota, Dothideomycetes, Mycosphaerellales, Mycosphaerellaceae. The record is from RefSeq and is a predicted model, not a curated record. The transcript has 2 exons. The coding region runs from base 1 to 747 and encodes 248 amino acids.